This is a messenger RNA of Diorhabda carinulata, 1103 nucleotides long. RefSeq lists its product as uncharacterized. The transcript is spliced from 2 exons. NCBI's taxonomy places the organism in Eukaryota, Metazoa, Arthropoda, Insecta, Coleoptera, Chrysomelidae. The coding region runs from base 50 to 448 and encodes 132 amino acids. The record is from RefSeq and is a predicted model, not a curated record.
CUUGAUAAAAUACGAAAUUCAGUUAUCUCUUGACUGCCUUGACCAAAAAAUGCAAGAAGCAACCGAAACAUCUCGAACUAUGUACAACGAAUAUAUUAAAGAGCAAUUGAACAGCAUAAAUAAAACUUCUAUUAACAAUAAUUUGUACAGUUUUAUGGAAAACGAAAUUAUUCAGUUAAACAAAUUAGUCGAUAUCAAACACAAUCAGUUGGAAGAACUUUUUAUAUUGAAUAAAAUAUUGAUAAGGAGACUUUUUAAAGUCGAAGUCGAACUGAAAUAUCUCGAAGAGAGAGCAGAUUCAGCUGAAUGGGGAGACCACGUGGACAGAAUGUCAGAUGACAGGUUGUCAAAUAUUGCAAAGGAAGAAAAACCGAAUACAACCCGACCGCCUACAAGAUGGUAUGAAAGCUGGUCUUCAUCAUCCCAGAUGCAAUUAGGCAACCAUUGAUGCAAACACAGGACUAAGUCCUAACGUACGAUGAAGAAGAAGAAAAAAUUUAUACCUCUUAAUGUGAUUAAACUAGAUUUUCAAUCCCUAAUUUAUCGGAAAACUUUCAAAUUUAUUCAUGCGUGUACUAAAACAAUUAUACAGAAAUAAGUAUAUGGGAAAUGUUAUUUAAAAAAAUUGUCGUCUUCAAAUUUGCAAAAUUCAAAAUGAAUUUUCAAUCAAUGUUCAUUUCAUGAAUGUCACAAUGUUGAGAUGCAGUUUGCUGCAAUCAACAAAGGAAGAAUUAUAGUUUGAAGGAUAAUACGUAGUGUGGUCGAUGAGUUCUUAGUUUAACAAGGUAAAAUAGAAAAAAACUGAUUAUUAGAUUCGAAAUUUUUGUUUAAUUUCACCUUCGCAGUUAAAUAUUUCACCCCUUGACUCGGUCUAGGGCUUUGCGAACAAAAUAUAGUCGAACGGGGCCAUAGGAUACAAGUCCAAAGGGUGGUUUUACCAAGGUCUCAAAGAACUAACUGAACGUUAAUUCCAUAGAACAAACAAUAUUUAAUAAACAGUGAACAAUGGAAAGCGACAAUAUUUAUGAGACAACCUCUAUAAAUUCAGCUUAUGUGGGCUUAAUUUUGAAAACAACGUUUCUAGAAACAUUUUCUCUAUAUUU